Messenger RNA from Elephantulus edwardii (Cape elephant shrew), 2424 nucleotides. It is a transcript of the gene USP10, whose product is annotated as ubiquitin specific peptidase 10. NCBI's taxonomy places the organism in Eukaryota, Metazoa, Chordata, Mammalia, Macroscelidea, Macroscelididae. The transcript has 15 exons. The record is from RefSeq and is a predicted model, not a curated record. Gene Ontology annotation, molecular function: cysteine-type endopeptidase activity; cysteine-type deubiquitinase activity. Gene Ontology annotation, biological process: protein deubiquitination; DNA damage response, signal transduction by p53 class mediator; regulation of autophagy. Bases 1 to 2424 code for a protein of 807 amino acids. Gene Ontology annotation, cellular component: nucleus; early endosome; cytosol.
AUGAGAAGGACCGUGCUCAUGAUUGGAAAUGGAGAGGCCCGGGGUGGUGCAGACGUUAAGCGCUGGUAUAUUUUUGGAGACUUCAGCCCUGAUGAAUUCAAUCAGUUCUUUGUGACACCUCGCUCCUCUGUUGAGCUUCCUCCCUACAAUGGAGCAGUUUUGUGUGGCGCUCAGGCUGCAGAUGAACUCCUCGACGGACAAGAAUACCAGAGAAUUGAGUUUGGAGUUAAUGAAGUAAUCGAACCGGAAGACUCUGUGCCCAGAGCCCCCAGCUACAGUAUUUCCAGCACACUGAACCCUCAGGCCCCGGAAUUUAUUUUAGGUUGUCCUGCUUCCAAAAAGACCCCCGAUGAUGUGGAUAAGGAUGCAAACUACAGUUCUGAAUGCCAGUACCCGGGAUCUCCGCUUACUCUGGAUAGCAGUUCCAACGUGGAGACAGAAGUGUGGGAAAAUGAUGGCGUCUCUGGUGGUCUCGGACAAAGGGAACGGAAGAAGAAGAAGAAACGACCACCUGGGUAUUAUAGUUACUUGAAAGAUGGCAGCGAUGGCAGUGCUCCCACAGAGGCCCUGGUCAACGGCCACGCACACCCGCCUGCCCCGGACAGCGGAAGUGCAGAGGACACAGAGUUCUUGGGUGACGUGCCCCCGUUGGUCACCCCCAGGACUUGUAAUAGCCCUGAGGACUCCCUGGACUUUGUGGGUGGCUCUCUGCCCGAUGGGCCUUUCCCCAGAGCACUGGACAGCCAUGCCAGGACUGCGGGGCAGCCAGAGCUGUGCCUCCCUGCCUUUGAGCAGGCCUGCCUCCCUGUCGAGGCUGCCAGGGACAGCCUGGCAAGGACAGCAGUGGCCCAGCCUUGUGUCGGGCUUGAUACUACUGAGAACCUUGGUGUUGCUAAUGGACAAGUACUUGAACCCUCGGGUGCAGACCCAGCUGCCAAUGGGAUGGAGCUGCACACAGUGGAGAGCACGGACUCUGAACCUGCGCAGCCCCCUACUGACCCCUCGGCCUUGGUGGCCGGCUCCGCCCCCCCCAGCCAGCCCACCAAGUCAUGGGCCAGUCUCUUCCAUGAUUCCAAGGCCUCUUCUUCCUCACCCAUGGCUUAUGUGGAAACCAAGUAUUCCCCACCUGUCACAUCGUCCCCGGCCUCUGAAAAGCAGGUUGAAGUCAGAGAAGGGCUUGUUCCAGUUUCGGAGGACCCUGUAGCCAUAAAGAUCGCAGAGUUACUGGAGACUGUAACCCUGAUCCAUAAACCGGUGUCAUUGCAACCCCGUGGGCUGAUCAAUAAAGGAAACUGGUGCUACAUUAAUGCUACCUUGCAGGCAUUGGUUGCUUGCCCCCCGAUGUAUCACCUGAUGAAGUUCAUUCCUGUGUAUUCCAAAGUGCAGCGGCCUUGUACGUCCACACCCAUGAUAGAUAGCUUUGUUCGAUUGAUGAAUGAGUUCACUAACAUGCCAGUACCUCCAAAACCCAGACAAGCUCUUGGGGAUAAAAUCGUGAGGGACAUCCGUCCCGGCGCCGCCUUCGAGCCCACGUAUAUUUAUAGACUCCUGACGGUCAUCAAGUCCAGCUUGUCUGAAAAGGGCCGACAGGAAGAUGCUGAGGAAUACCUCGGCUUUAUUCUCAACGGACUCCACGAGGAGAUGCUGAAUCUCAAGAAGCUUAUCUCACCGAAUACUGAAAAGCUCAGUGUCUCCAACGGGCCCCAGAGCCCCUUGGUGAACGACGAGGAGCAGGAAGAACCAGGCGAGGGCAGCGAGGACGAGUGGGAGCAGGUGGGCCCCAGGAACAAGACCUCGGUCACUCGGCAGGCGGACUUUGUCCAGACGCCCAUCACUGGCAUUUUUGGCGGGCAUAUCAGGUCUGUGGUUUACCAGCAGAGCUCAAAGGAGUCGGCCACGCUGCAGCCUUUCUUCACGCUGCAGCUGGACAUCCAGUCUGACAAGAUCCGCACUGUCCAGGACGCACUGGAGAGCUUGGUGGCCAGAGAGUCUGUACAGGGCUACACCACAAAAACCAAGCAGGAGGUGGAGAUAAGUCGUAGAGUGACUCUGGAGAAGCUCCCUCCUGUCCUCGUGUUACAUCUGAAACGAUUUGUUUAUGAGAAGACUGGCGGCUGUCAGAAACUGAUUAAAAACAUCGAAUAUCCUGUGGACCUAGAAAUCAGCAAAGAACUGCUUUCUCCAGGGGUCAAAAAUAAGAACUUCAAAUGCCACAGGACCUAUAGGCUAUUUGCAGUGGUCUACCACCAUGGGAACAGCGCCACUGGUGGCCACUACACCACAGACGUCUUCCAGAUCGGCCUGAAUGGCUGGCUCCGCAUCGAUGACCAGACAGUCAAAGUGAUCACCCAGUACCAGGUGGUGAAGCCCACGGCCGAGCGCACAGCCUACCUCCUCUACUACCGCCGCGUGGACCUGCUGUAG